Messenger RNA from Paramisgurnus dabryanus, 2792 nucleotides. It is a transcript of the gene marchf5, whose product is annotated as membrane-associated ring finger (C3HC4) 5. NCBI's taxonomy places the organism in Eukaryota, Metazoa, Chordata, Actinopteri, Cypriniformes, Cobitidae. Gene Ontology annotation, molecular function: zinc ion binding. The record is from RefSeq and is a predicted model, not a curated record.
CAUCUUGGUCCUGCGAGAGAAGCGCUCGCCCACAUGCGCGGUGUCGCGUCCUUUCGCGCAGUCAAUGGAGUCGUUGCGUGUUUCUGGAAAUGCAAACAUUUAUGAUAAUUCAUAAAUAGGGCAGAUUAUAAUAAUAAUAGUUUAUUUUAGUCACCUUUAAGCGGAUACCUGCAAUUGUUUUUUGUCAGUAAGCGUCUCGUGUCUCGCGUCUCGCGUGCAGUACGGUGUGCAGAUUCACCGCGGCCUGACGAUUAAUCCGCUAUUAGUAUUAAUAGUUAUUAUAGUUAAGUUUAGUUAUUAUUUAUUAAUAUAGGGUGUGAACUUAUGCAAAUAUGUCAGAAGAGGGAGCGGUCGUGAUGCAGCAGAUCGUAGAUAGGAGUUGUUGGGUGUGUUUCGCCACAGAUGAAGACGACCGUACUGCCGAGUGGGUGCGUCCGUGCCGAUGUCGCGGUUCCACUAAGUGGGUUCACCAGUCGUGUCUGCAACGCUGGGUGGAUGAAAAACAGAGAGGCAACAGCACAGCACGCGUCACCUGCCCACAAUGCAACGCGGAGUACCUCAUUGUGUUCCCUAAGCUCGGGCCCGUGGUCUAUGUUCUGGAUCUGGCAGACAGGUUGAUCUCAAAGGCUUGCCCGUUUGCUGCUGCUGGUAUCAUGGUGGGAUCCAUUUACUGGACGGCCGUCACAUACGGGGCUGUUACGGUUAUGCAGGUUGUGGGUCAUAAGGAAGGUCUCGAUGUGAUGGAACGAGCCGAUCCUCUCUUCCUGCUGAUCGGCCUGCCCACCAUCCCAGUCAUGCUAAUUCUGGGCAAGAUGAUUCGCUGGGAAGAUUACGUGCUCCGCCUUUGGAGGAAAUACUCCAAUAAGCUUCAGAUCCUCAACAGUAUUUUCCCAGGCAUCGGCUGUCCGGUCCCCAGGAUCCCGGCGGAGGCCAGUCCCCUGGCUGAUCACGUGUCGGCCACACGGAUCCUGUGCGGAGCGCUCGUGUUCCCUACCAUCGCCACCAUCGUGGGAAAACUGAUGUUUAGCAGCGUCAACUCCAACCUUCAGAGGACAAUUCUGGGUGGCAUCGCAUUUGUGGCCAUUAAAGGGAUGUUUAAAGUUUACUUCAAACAGCAACAGUAUCUCCGACAAGCUCAUCGCAAGAUCCUUAAUUUUCCCGAGGUGGAAGAAGCCUGAUCAUCAUGCAUCCAUCAAUCAUCAUUGGGAUUCAAAUGGCUUUAAGAGACACAGCUGUGGUGCAUUACAAUAUUUUCACAGACUCCUCCUUGAGAUUGUGACGUGGGUUUUGAAUGUGAUCAGAAAUUCAGCUGCAUUUUUCUGUUUGAUACCAGAUUUUGGGAAGUCGUGUGCUACUCAUUUUAUGAGGUUUGGUGUUUUAAGAAAAUAACUGCAAGAAGUUUUUUUAUUAUUAAGAAGUGGUUGUUUUUAUAACCGAUUGGACGGAUUGGAAAUGCUCAAUGUAUGACUCCACGUUACCCAAUCAUGAAGCACUUUUGCUGAUGGUUUUUUUUUCUCAUUAACAGUUUAACAGUCUAAUAAAUGCAUUAUGCUGUAAUAUUAAUGCAGACAGAAAUGGGUAAAUCAGAUAUUUGCAUUUGCAAAAAAAUAUGUAAACAAUUUUAUGUGGCUGUUGUUGGAUAACUCAUGUAAAAAUGUCCAGGCUUUAGCUUAAACUCAAAAGAUAGAUUUGCAAUAAAGCAGAUUUAAAAAUGGACCAUUAGGUAUUUUUUGGCAUUGUGACAUUUUCAUGGCAAUGGAAUACUAAUUCGGUAACCGAUUAUUUGAAUACUUUGUGUUAAUGUUGUGUCACAAUGCAAAAAAAUAAUGGUCUUAAAAAUAAGCUUCUUUUUCUUCAAAAUACUUUUUUUGAUGUCACAAUAAAAUAUCACCUGGACUUUUCUUUAUAAUUUUGGGAAUCUUGUCCUGCUUUCACAUAAUGCAUCUGAUAAUCCAACUGUGUUCAUUUUGGGUUAUUGAUAUCUAAGUUUAAGGGAAUCACAAUUUUAUCAUUUAAAUGAACACAAAUUAACAAACAAACAAACACCAUUCAGAAUAGCCAUGCUUUUUUGAGACUUUGCUCUGCUUCGCUGAAUGAUCACUUCAUUAUUAAAAUUAUUGGCACCUAAUGCAUCAUAAUUGUUGCUAUCAACACUGAUUUACUGAAAAAAUUAUCUUUUUAGAGAUAGUGGCCUUUUUUUAUUACACCAAUACAAUGCGUCGUUUUAAAGACCACGUGGUACAGGUGUAUUUGGGUGAACAUGCCAAAUGUUGGAUUUUUAUUUUGAUCUUUUGUUGGACAUCUCUCUCUUGUAACUGUGAAAUAUCUGAUAAUAUAUUGAAAGCAGUAUGGAAAUGCAUAGUAUACAUAACUUUGUUUUUAAAGGUCAUUAGUUGCGGUACACUACAGUGAGUUGGUUAUAUGUAUGUGAUGAUGAGCGAUCCUCAUCGAGUGAUUUAUUCUAUAAUUUGCUUUUUCACAUAUGACUUAUUUGUUCAUACAGGUAAAACACAGAUUAUUGAUAGCAAAUGCUUAAAGGUGUUACUAUAGAGUAUUUCUGCACGAGUUGAACGACUUGGCAGUGUAUAAAUGUGAUUUUACAUUUUCAUCAUGAUUUGAAAUCAAGUAUGUUAAUAGGUUGUUCUGCAUAAGUUUUUUUUUUUUGUUUUCAAAGCAUAAUGCCAAAUACAGAUCAUAUAUGUUGUAUAAAUGGAUGCGUUGUACAGAUACGGAUUCUGAAAUUAUAGCUUCCUGGUUAAUUUCUGUAAAUAAAUGUAUUUUUUCCAAUGCUU